Nasonia vitripennis (jewel wasp) is the source of this 3629-nucleotide messenger RNA. RefSeq names its product facilitated trehalose transporter Tret1. Lineage: Eukaryota; Metazoa; Arthropoda; Insecta; Hymenoptera; Pteromalidae. The record is from RefSeq and is a predicted model, not a curated record. Bases 289 to 1764 code for a protein of 491 amino acids. The transcript has 6 exons. Gene Ontology annotation, molecular function: sugar transmembrane transporter activity. Gene Ontology annotation, cellular component: membrane. Gene Ontology annotation, biological process: carbohydrate transport; transmembrane transport.
GGUCCACGAGGAGAGUGUACAUACGGCGAGCGCACGGGCUGCUGCAGCAACUUUUCCAUCCUUCGAUAUACGUACACGCGUCUACGCGAUUGAUCAGAGGGGCGCCGUCGAGGAUCGAUUGCUCGCCGACAAUAGAGCUGAUUUACAAGCCGCUGUUUAUACUCGUUCUGUGUUGUGCCGCUCUCGCCAGUCUCUCCGCGAGCAGCUCCGCUAGCGUCUCGCGAUACACUAGCCGCAUAGGCAUAGCCAUCGUCAUCAGGAAGGGACGCAGGACAAUCGGCCGCCAACAUGAAGAUCCUGAUGCGAGCGGACACCCACGUGAACAUCGAGGUGCCGGGGAACCAGCCCGUGGCCAAGUGCACCUUCUCCCAGGUGUUGGCGGCGUUCUCCGUGUCGCUCGGCUCUAUGGUCGUCGGGUUCGCCUCGUCCUACACGUCGCCGGCCAUCGUGUCAAUGACCAACAGCACGCUCAACCCUGAUUUCGAAGUCACCAAAGAUGCUUCUUCCUGGGUCGGCUCCAUCAUGCCGCUAAGCGCGCUUUUCGGCGGGAUCGCUGGCGGACCCCUAAUCGAGUACAUCGGAAGGCGGAACACCAUCCUCUUCACGGCCUUCCCAUUCAUUAUUUCUUGGCUGCUGAUUGGCCUUGCCUCCAAUGUCGCCAUGAUCCUGUCCGGCCGAGCGCUGAGCGGUUUCUGCGUAGGAGUCGCGUCGCUCUCGCUGCCCGUUUACCUCGGCGAGACGAUCCAGCCGGAAGUGCGGGGCUCGCUCGGCCUGCUGCCCACGGCGUUCGGCAACAUCGGUAUACUGGUCAGUUACGUGGUCGGUAUGUACCUGAACUGGUGGAAGCUCGCCCUGUUCGGCGCGAUCCUGCCGCUGCCGUUCGCUCUGCUGAUGGUCAUGAUCCCCGAGACUCCAAGGUGGUACAUCUCCAAGGGCAAGACGAAGCGCGCCCGCAGGUCCCUGCAGUGGCUGCGCGGACGCAGCGCCGACGUCUCGGACGAGCUGACCGCCAUCGAGAAGACCCACGUCGAGAGCGAGAGACAGGCCACCCAGGGCGCCCUGACCGAGCUCUUCAAAGGCAACAACUUCAAGCCCCUGCUCAUCUCCCUAGGACUCAUGUUCUUUCAGCAGAUGUCCGGCAUCAACGCCGUCAUCUUCUACACCGUCAUGAUCUUCGAUGCGGCAGAGACCUCUAUGGACGCCAACCUGUGCACCAUCAUCGUGGGCAUCGUGAACUUCGCCUCGACCUUCCUCGCGACGGCCCUGAUCGACAGGCUCGGGCGCAAGAUCCUCCUCUACAUGAGCAGCGUCAGCAUGAUCGUGUCGCUAGUGGUUCUGGGUGCGUUUUUCUACAUCAAGAACGUGGACCCGCUGCGAGCGGCCAGCCUCGGCUGGCUGCCCCUCACGGCCUUCGUCGUCUACGUGCUCGGCUUCUCCCUGGGUUUCGGCCCGAUCCCCUGGCUCAUGAUGGGCGAGAUCCUGCCGGCCAAGAUCCGCGGCAGCGCCGCCAGCGUCGCGACCAGCUUCAACUGGACCUGCACCUUCAUCGUCACCAAGACCUUCAGCGACGUCCUGGCGCUGCUCGGCUCGGCCGGCACCUUCUGGCUCUUCGCCGCCAUCUGCGUGCUCGGCCUGCUCUUCGUCAUCACCUGGGUGCCCGAGACCAGCGGCAGAUCGCUCGAGGAGAUCGAACGCGGCCUCACCGGACCCAUCAGGAGGAUGAGCGCCGUUGCCAACAUCAAGCCUACGCCUAUGGCCUGCUGAGUCCCACUUCCCGUUCGGACGAUGAUGAUGCUUUGCGCCAAGUCGAUGACGCGGCUGCUGCUGAUGUGAUCGGGCGAUCAGUCACUCAUCGGCGGCGGCCGACACGACUCUCUCGCGACAGACCAAAAACUUAUAUUUUUACUUCGCUCGCAAUCAGAUGUUUCUGUAAAUUAUAGCCUGCAGAUGAACUUGGGGACAACUUGAUCGGUCGACACUCGACAUUCAUCCGGUGUAGUUGAUAUACUCGUUCGAUUCCGACCGCAAGUUGUGCGUCUUUUGUCUUCUUUUCGAGAAUGAGCAAUACUGUGUGCAGUCUUUGUUGGCAAACGAGUCGUAGAGACUGCUGUUAGAGACUGUUGUCGGAAGAUGGAUGUAUGCGCAUAUACGCUGAAAAAAAACACAGUUAUUUCUGCUGUAAGUCCGGUAGUUUUGAUCGUUCUGCCACCGUAACGACUGUUCAGUGAGAACAACGGUGUGCCACUGGUAGUUUUGGCGAGUCGCGACUCGUGAAACUGGUCGCUUACGCGGGACACCAGCAAAAACGACCGAACUGAUUCUUUAAAACUACUGAACUCUACGGUGAUUUUGGCGAGUCUUCGUACAAUUACGGAUUACUGGUGCGAUUUCAGAUAAAAUGGCUGAGUUUUUUUUCAGUUUACGUAUAGGUAUAUGACGAUGAGGAAAAGCGAUUGCUGUUGACUAAGUGUAUAGCUUCCGUUAUUGUUGUUCGACAAUCAUAUCAGAGACAGGGUCUACCUCAAGCCAAUAGCGUUGCGCGCAACUGAUGUGUGUCGUAUACGCUACGUGCGUAUAUAGGUAUAGAAAUAAUGCAAUAACGCAUGGCCGACGACGUUUGCGCGCGAGGUGCAGCGUUUCACGGGAUACAAAGAACCAAGGUGCGAUAUUAGAAAUUAGGAUAUAUACCUGUAGCGUUCGUCAUAAUUACUGCUAUUGAUUGAUGCGAAUAUUUCAUGAUUCUCGCGGCGAGCCGUGAGAAAAUUGUACAUAGUCAGAGGCUUACGUAGAGAAAACUUGAUUUUCUUGCUCUUCCUUUCUUUCGCAAUUAUGUAUUCCAAGAUUUGUAGAUAGCUCUGUGUAAAUAAUGAAAGAAAGAGGCAGAGAGAGAGAGAGAGAGAGAGAGAGAGAGAUACAUAAACAAUUAGUAGAUUACUAAGCGAUGCAAUGAUACAUUUACUACUACACUAUAUUAUAACUAUAAUAUAAAUUUUUACCUUCUAAAGAUUUUCGAAGAUAGAUGUAGCGUUUAGAGUAGCAUUUAAGAUUGUUGAAGUUUUGAGAUCAAGUAGGCAGAUUUUUUUUAGGAAGGAUAACACGUGCAAUUCGAUCAAACUUGUGCUAAGCAAAAAUAUAAGUACAGGAUCAAUAGCGUGUACUUAAUUUUAACAUGGCCUUGCGCCGUCUCCAGAUGCGAGCCGUUUAUGGAAGAAUGUCAACGAAUGCUAAAUAGAUCUGAAAAAUGGUUCCUUUCUGUGCGUUCGAGUUCAGUGCUCGAAACCUUGUUGAAACGUGAUAUCUAUAAUAAUUCCAACUUUAUAUAUUUUCGUUAGCGAUAUUUUUCUUAAGAAGCAAUGGCUAUUUUUCUAAUAAAAAUAAUCAUACCUAAUCAAUAUUUAUUGUUGUAAUACUUUCAAAAAAUGUACCUGUUCAAAACAAUUUUAUCAAAGAAUCAAAAUUACUAGCAUCAGUGCACGAUGGGAAUGUUCAUCACGAGAAAUACGUACAGCAUCGAGUUUGAAAACACCUAUGUAGCACUUAGUACAUUUGAAUGAUUAGACAGUACUCAAUAUAUUAUAAUGCACUACUGAAAUGAUGGCGAUAAAGAUAAAGAACAAUUUUUCCAUAAA